Molecule: messenger RNA, 1446 nt
Organism: Cyclocybe aegerita
Lineage: Eukaryota; Fungi; Basidiomycota; Agaricomycetes; Agaricales; Hemipholiotaceae
Source: the annotation of a GenBank genome assembly
AUGAUGUACCAUGCUCAAAGUUUCGCAGAGAACGGCUUCAUGACUGAUGUUAUUGGCUAUGGAGGUUCAAAGCCUAUCCCCGCUCUCGAACGUCUACCCAGAGUGAGGAUUCAUUAUAUCCCUGAACUCCCGACAAUGUUUCGCUUUCUGCCAUUCAUACUUUUGGCGCCCAUCAAAAUAGCCCUUCAAAUUGUCAACAUCUUACUAUGGCUCCUCCUUUGGAUAGAAGUGCCCCCGGAAUUCAUCGUUGUACAGAAUCCCCCUGGCAUCCCGAUGUUGGCACUAGUGCACCUAGUGGGACGAAUUCGCGGCAGCAAAGUCAUCAUUGACUGGCAUAAUCUUGGAUACAGCAUUCUUGCCUUGAAAUUGGGAGAAGAUCACAUUUUGGUCCGCAUUGCAAAGUGGUUUGAAGCUACUUUUGGAUAUUCUGCUUAUGCCCACCUAUUUGUCACAAAAGCUAUGCGCGAUUUUCUAGUCAAAGAGUGGGAUAUUCAGGGUCAUAAAGCCGUUUUAUACGAUCGUCCACCACGACAUUUCCAUCGCUCUUCUGCUCAAGAAAUUCAUGAGCUUUUCUGCAAAUUGCAGCCAUCUCUGUUGGCCCAAAAAUCUCUCCGUGGCUUCUUACCAAAAGUCUCAAUGCCAUAUUCCACACCCUUAACGGACACUCCAGAACGGACAUCGUCAAGAGGCUCUGCGUCUCCCACAAGUUCAUCAUUUGCAGAAACUAGAAUGCCCACCCUUAGAGCAGACAGGCCAGCAGUGCUUGUCUCUAGUACCUCAUGGACUCCAGAUGAAGACUUCAGUAUAUUACUGGACGCGCUUCGUCUUUACGAGAGUCGGGCCCAGGAAUUGGGUUCUGUGGAUGCAGUAAAAGCUCCAAUGACUAAGGGCCGACUGCCAAAGUUGCUUGUCAUUGUGACUGGGAAAGGUCCUCUUCGAGAAAAAUAUAUGACGGAGAUUUCAAAAUUGCAAGAAUCGUGGAAAUGGGUCCGCUGCAUAAGCCUUUGGCUUGAAGCUGAAGAUUAUCCUGUUCUACUAGGAUCGGCAGACCUAGGGGUGUCUCUUCAUUCCAGCUCUUCCGCUCUUGAUCUACCAAUGAAGGUCGUAGACAUGUUUGGGUGUGGGCUUCCUGUCUGUGCUUUGGACUUCACUUGUCUCAAUGAAUUGGUGAAGAACGGCAAGAAUGGGCUCGUCUUCAACAAUUCUUCCCAACUAGCGAUACAGCUUGAGGAGCUCUUCCUUUCAUUUCCCGAUGCUCCUCGACUCGCCUUACUAACAUCCUCGUUCAACAAUCUGUCGCAUCGGCCAUCCACGCCAUCUAACCCUCAUAUGCCAAAGCAACACCGGAGCACUCCCGAGAAGGAGGAAACCUGGACUUGGAGCACAUGGGAAGAGAACUGGGGCAGAGUGGUGCGACCGCUAAUUCUGAGCGACGUCAACCUGUAA